AGUUUGUAACCACAAAAUAAUCCUGACUGUACAACCAAACUAACGCGAUGUCCGGGUCACUCACGUUUAAGAUUUACCGGCAGAAGCCGGAGUUAGUUUCUCCGGCGAAGCCAACGCCAAGAGAGCUCAAACCCCUCUCAGAUAUUGACGACCAAGAAGGACUAAGAUUUCACAUUCCCACUAUCUUUUUCUAUAGACACAACCCUACUACUAACUCUGAUCCUGUCGCAGUCAUUCGGAGAGCUCUCGCAGAGACGCUGGUUUACUACUAUCCGUUCGCCGGUAGGCUUCGGGAAGGACCGAACCGGAAACUGGCUGUGGAUUGUACCGGUGAAGGCGUUUUGUUUAUUGAGGCUGAUGCUGACGUGACACUUGUUGAGUUUGAAGAGAAGGAUGCUCUUAAGCCUCCUUUCCCUUGCUUUGAAGAGCUUCUGUUUAACGUUGAAGGUUCUUGUGAAAUGCUCAACACUCCUUUGAUGCUCAUGCAGGUCACGCGCUUGAAAUGCGGCGGUUUUAUCUUCGCCGUCCGUAUCAACCACGCAAUGUCCGAUGCCGGCGGUCUCACGCUGUUCCUCAAAACGAUGUGCGAGUUCGUGCGUGGUUAUCAUGCACCUACGGUUGCUCCGGUGUGGGAACGUCACCUGCUGAGCGCCAGAGUCCUGCUGCGUGUGACACACGCACACCGAGAGUACGACGAAAUGCCGGCAAUAGGUACAGAACUCGGCAGUAGAAGAGACAAUCUGGUAGGCCGGUCACUCUUCUUCGGUCCCUGCGAGAUGUCCGCAAUACGCAGGCUCCUCCCACCAAAUCUUGUCAACAGCAGCACCAAUAUGGAAAUGCUAACGUCUUUCUUAUGGCGUUAUCGCACCAUCGCUCUACGACCAGACCAGGACAAGGAGAUGCGGCUCAUAUUAAUUGUCAACGCACGUUCUAAGCUUAAAAAUCCACCACUACCUCGAGGAUACUACGGAAAUGCCUUUGCGUUCCCAGUCGCAAUCGCAACAGCUAAUGAACUAACUAAGAAACCGUUAGAGUUUGCUCUGAGACUAAUAAAAGAGGCGAAAUCGAGCGUGACGGAGGAGUACAUGCGAUCACUUGCGGAUCUGAUGGUGAUAAAGGGAAGACCAAGCUUCUCGUCGGACGGAGCUUACUUGGUUUCGGAUGUAAGAAUUUUCGCAGAUAUUGAUUUCGGAAUUUGGGGGAAACCAGUUUACGGAGGAAUUGGUACAGCCGGAGUUGAAGACCUUCCGGGGGCUAGCUUCUACGUUUCAUUUGAGAAGAGAAAUGGUGAGAUAGGGAUCGUUGUACCGGUUUGUUUGCCAGAGAAGGCGAUGCAGAGGUUUGUGGAAGAGCUUGAAGGCGUGUUUAAUGGUCAAGUUGUAUUCAAUAGAGGAAGCAAAAGCUCUAAUAAAUUGAUCAUGUCUUCUCUGUAAAAACUACCUUAUUGAUAACUUCAAUGCAAUGAUUGUCUUAGUAAAGAAACUCGAACUCUCUGUAUUUGUUUGCA
Molecule: messenger RNA, 1507 nt
Organism: Arabidopsis thaliana (thale cress)
Lineage: Eukaryota; Viridiplantae; Streptophyta; Magnoliopsida; Brassicales; Brassicaceae
Product: HXXXD-type acyl-transferase family protein
Exons: 2
Coding region: 48-1433 (461 amino acids)
Source: RefSeq, marked reviewed